GGACAAAGGAGAUUAGAAGAGUAGGAAAAAAAGACAGGAAGAAGGAAACAACUCUAGCAGUCAGAGAAAGAUAUAUUAUGGCUGUCGGGAUAAACGCGCUGGCGGUGACGUUUGUGGCGCACGCGCUGGCGGUAAUAGCAGCGAUUAUGGUGCUGGUUUGGAGUAUCAGUUACAGAGGUGGAUUGGCCUGGGAAGCUACUAACAAGAACCUCAUCUUUAAUCUGCAUCCUGUUCUGAUGCUCAUCGGAUUUAUAAUCUUGGGAGGAGAAGCUAUUAUAAGUUACAAAUCGCUUCCGCUGGAGAAACCAGUGAAGAAGUUGAUCCACCUUAUACUCCAUGCCAUUGCUCUGGCUCUUGGGAUCUUUGGCAUCUGUGCAGCCUUCAAGAACCACAAUGAAAGCAAAAUCCCUAAUCUCUACAGUCUCCAUUCCUGGAUUGGUAUUGGAGUCAUUUCUCUUUAUGGCUUCCAGUGGGUGUACAGCUUCAUAGUGUUCUUCUUCCCAGGAGGAUCAUCAAAUCUGAGAAGCGGAUUGCUUCCGUGGCACGCAAUGCUCGGCCUAUUUGUUUACAUACUUGCUGUUGGGAAUGCAGCUUUAGGGUUUCUGGAAAAGCUGACUUUCUUGGAGAAUGGAGGGCUUGACAAGUAUGGAUCCGAAGCAUUUCUUAUCAACUUCACAGCCAUUAUCACUAUUCUCUUUGGUACCUUUGUGGUACUCACUGCUUCUGCUAAGUCUCCUUCCCCUUCCUCCUCCAACGAUGAUACUGUUGACUACAGCUAUUCUGCUAUAUAAGACACUUUCUACAUUCCACUCACAUCUGUAUUGCCCCUUGUACUGUCAAAACUCCAUUUAUAUGUGAUGCAUUUGUAGCGAAAAGCUUUGUGUUUUACGACUUUGCUACUUCUGGUGUGUAAAAUCUUCUAUACUAUUGAUGAAUCUUUUA
Arabidopsis arenosa is the source of this 942-nucleotide messenger RNA. The record is from the annotation of a GenBank genome assembly. NCBI's taxonomy places the organism in Eukaryota, Viridiplantae, Streptophyta, Magnoliopsida, Brassicales, Brassicaceae.